AUGUCAUCUUACCCUCCAAUGAUGCUUUCUGACUCACAAAGAGUUAUGCUAGAUGUGAUUUCUAACACUUUUAUUGGUCCAAUGACUGUUGAAGAAGAACAAACGCUUGCAAACAAGAUUAGAUCCAAGAGCAAUAUAUAUCAUGUCUCUGAAGCCCACGUAUCCUCCUUAUCAAAGAUUUCUGCCGCAUCGCUUGAUAUUACUUCCAUUAUUGUUCAAGCUCUUGGAAGUACGCUUCAUUCAGACAAAAGACUCGAUUUGACAGCCAUUCUUGACACACUGAGUACUCGAAACGGCUCGCAUCUUCUUACAGGUCAUCCUCAACUCUUGACAUAA
This is a messenger RNA of Gilbertella persicaria, 336 nucleotides long. RefSeq lists its product as uncharacterized. The record is from RefSeq and is a predicted model, not a curated record. Lineage: Eukaryota; Fungi; Mucoromycota; Mucoromycetes; Mucorales; Choanephoraceae. The transcript has a single exon. Bases 1 to 336 code for a protein of 111 amino acids.